AUGUCCUCUAUUGAGAAAACGCUGGCCAGAGUGAACGAGAGAGUUAUUCUGGGUCAGUACUACGAAGCUCACCAGGCAGUGCGUACUGUUGUAUCUCGUUAUUUACGCCAAAAGGCAUAUGGAUCUGCCAUUGGACUGCUUUAUAACAGCUGCAUUCUCCUUGUCCGCAAAGGUCAGACAGGUUCCAUCGCCGAUUUGCUCUCUAUGAUGAUUGAGGUCUACAAGGCAGCCGAUGUAGCAGUUGAUUCUGUCUCUAAAGGCCGAAUUGCACAAAUUCUGUGGCAGAUCAACGGCUCCGACCAGGCUUUGAAACAAGUUGUUCAGCCAGUUAUCUCCUGGUCAGCCAAGCACGGCGCCGAAAAAUCCGGAGACCCCGAGCUCCAUCACAUUUUCGGCUCUUUGUUCAGUCAUGCUGGACUUGCAGAAGAUGCCGAAAAGCACUUUCUGCUGGGCACUCGAGACUCUGCGGCUGCCCUCGCUGAAAUGCAUGCCAGAUGGCACGCCAAAGAUAGCAAUAACGCUACCCUCUAUAUUUCUCGGGGAAUUCUUGGAUACCUGAGUGUUCAGAACAUACGCAAUGCCCGAGUUUACACCGAGAGAGCGUUACAGGACUUGAUUGAAACCCUCGACGAGCCGGUCACCACUGAGCACGACAUUUUUGUUUUCGAAGACGAGUAUCUGUUGAAUUUCUUGCAGAUGCUCAUCCCAGCUUGCCAGAUCAAGGAGGGAAUUAUCUAUCGCCAACUGGCCGACCACUAUAAGGUUAAGAGCAUUGAAGGGUGGAGCGCUGCUUUGCAAACUAUCGAGGGCGAGUCGUUUGGCAUAUACCCUCAACGAGGCUUCAAUUUGAUGGAUCUUAUGGGCGGGGCAUUCCGCUAG
This is a messenger RNA of Wickerhamiella sorbophila, 879 nucleotides long. RefSeq names its product Golgi to ER traffic protein 4. The record is from RefSeq and is a predicted model, not a curated record. Gene Ontology annotation, cellular component: TRC complex; cytosol. Gene Ontology annotation, biological process: protein insertion into ER membrane. Gene Ontology annotation, molecular function: protein binding. The transcript has a single exon. The coding region runs from base 1 to 879 and encodes 292 amino acids. NCBI's taxonomy places the organism in Eukaryota, Fungi, Ascomycota, Dipodascomycetes, Dipodascales, Trichomonascaceae.